AAGGCUCAAGCGAUUGCUGGUUCUCUUUGUUCCGUACCUAAGAAACAAGCGGCGAGCGCAGGUUUGAGCGGGGCGGCGCCCUGGCUCUUCGCCGAUAGAGCUGGUGGAGAUGCCGCGCGAAGCUCGGCGGCUUCGCCGCCAGCGCAAGCGCGCAACUCGGCGCGAGCGGGGGCGCGCCUGCGCGGACGAGCAUGGCGAGGCGAACGCGCUGGACGACAGCAUGGGCUGGGAACUGCAAGACGACAGCUGCGCCGACAGCCUCGCGAAGGCUGGCGGCGAGGCUGCCGUGGGCGAGGCGGUCGCGGGCGGCGAAGACGUGGCGGCGGGCUUGGUCCUGACCUCUGGAAAGCAGCGGCGGCGGCGGCGGCGACGCCCGCGGGCGCGGCUGCUGGCGCGGCGACGCCAGCGCCCGCGGCCAUUUGCUGGGGGCAGGAGGCCGUGCGGGAGUCGAUGUUGAGGAGUGGCCUCGACUUCGGCGAUGUCCUGGGCAUCGUCCGCUGCGGGAAGGGCCUCGUUCCGGACGGCGCCGAUGCUGGUCACGCCGAUGCCGAUCAUAGUGUCCACGUGGUGGCGAUGAGGAUUGAGAAGACCUUGCGGCUGGUGCUGCCGAUCCUGACGGGGACGGGCCGUGACGGCGACGUCGGCGGCGACGACGACGCUGACGCGGGGCAGAGUCGUCAAAAUU
Molecule: messenger RNA, 685 nt
Organism: Prorocentrum cordatum
Lineage: Eukaryota; Dinophyceae; Prorocentrales; Prorocentraceae
Source: the annotation of a GenBank genome assembly